This is a messenger RNA of Hippoglossus stenolepis (Pacific halibut), 4077 nucleotides long. RefSeq names its product eukaryotic translation initiation factor 4 gamma 3-like. Gene Ontology annotation, molecular function: mRNA binding; translation initiation factor activity. NCBI's taxonomy places the organism in Eukaryota, Metazoa, Chordata, Actinopteri, Pleuronectiformes, Pleuronectidae. The record is from RefSeq and is a predicted model, not a curated record. Gene Ontology annotation, cellular component: eukaryotic translation initiation factor 4F complex.
AUGGUCUGCAGCAAUGAUGAGAGUUCAGAGAAAUCUGUGGUGCUGGUCCUUUUGUUUAGUUAUUUUUCGCUGCUGAUUAAACACCGGGGGCUCACCUUUUUCCAGAGGUUUCUGAUACAGACUACGAGGCGUACCAUCCUGACAAACACGCCCUCCAUACAGCCUGGCUCACAGACUCCUACAGCCGUCUACCCCACUAAUCAGCCAAUCAUGAGGGCCAUGGCACCCAUGCUUGUCCCUUUCCUGCAGGCUGCACAGUACUACAUCCCACAGUAUCACCACAGUCAACCCUAUGUGGGACCUCCACAGCAGUAUUCUGUUCAGCCCCCAGGGUCUGGCACCUUCUAUACUGGUCCUGAGCAAGGGGAGUACCCUGCCCCAUAUCAUCCCCUCAGGUACAACCCACUUGUCUCGCCCUUUGUCCCUGCUCCCGUUCCCACAGCUAGCCCACCUUACUACCCAGGACAGACUGUGUACCCCCCAUCACCCCCCAUCAUAGUGCCUACACCACAGCAACCUCCACCAGCCAAGCAUGAGAAGAACACAAUCCGUAUCCGGCACCCCAAUCAGGGUGGCAGGGACAUCACAGAGGAGAUCAUGGCAGGGGGUUCAGGUCAACCAUCCUCUACCCUCACCCCACCAAAGUUUUUCCAGAGGUUUCUGAUGAAGACUAAGAGGCGUACCAUCCUGACAAACACGCCCUCCAUACAGCCUGGCUCACAGACUCCUACAGCCGUCAACCCCACUAAUCAGCCAAUCAUGAGGACCAUGGCACCCGUGCCUUUCCCUUCCCCGCAGGCUGCACAGUACUACAUCCCACAGUAUCACCACAGUCAACCCUAUGUGGGACCUCCUCAGCAGUAUUCUGUUCAGUCCCCAGGGUCUGGCACCUUCUAUACUGGUCCUGGGCAAGGGGAGUACCCUGCCCCAUAUCAUGAUGCGCCAAAACUGCAGCCAGUUGUCCAGAAGUCUUCCUCACCUGGGCUUGUGCAGCCUGAAGCCCCCGUGGAGACACCGGAGGCCAACACACCUGAAACUGAGCCCACUCCUCCUGCAAGUGAACCGGAGCUUCCCCUCCCCGCCUCGCUCAGCACCCCUGUCAAUCUCCCACUUAAAGCGGCCAACUCGAGUGAAGGGUCAGCCUCUUCUCACUUGUCCUCAGUCGGGGAGCAGAAACCCUCUUUGGCGCCACCUCAGCCUCCCAACACAGACAAGCCUCUCUUAGACGCCCCAAGAACUCUGGCUGCCUUGUCUGUAGCAGCCCCCAAGGGUUUGAACGGCCUUGCUGAGUCCGGGACUGAGCUGGAGACAGCGGCCCAUGAGCCUUCUCUUAUGCCCCCUGCUGCACUCCAGCCCCAGGCCUCUAGUCCUGCUUACCGAGAAGCCUCCUCUGAAACUUUGCCUUCUGACAUGAGGCCACAGAUUCCCAUUGCUGCUGUGCUGGCCCCUAUGGCUCCUGUGGCUGUGGUGCCAGUUACCCUGAGCUCGAGCCCUGCCCCAGCUUUGCCCGUCAUGCUUCCCCCUGGCCUUCUGCCUCUAGUGCAGGCCACGACAGAGGCUGACGAGCCGAGCAAAUCCAUAGACACUAAAGACCUUGUACCCAUAGCAGGGACGGAGGCACAAGGUGGCAUUACUGACAGCAAGACAGAGUCCCAGCAUCAAGCACUCAUCAGGAAUAGCCCCACAACAGAUGAUGCGCCAAAACUGCAGCCAGUUGUCCAGGAGUCUUCCUCACCUGGGCUUGUGCAGCCUGAAGCCCCCGUGGAGACACCGGAGGCCAACACACCUGAAACUGAGCCCACUCCUCCCGCAAGUGAACCGGAGCUUCCCCUCCCCGCCUCGCUCAGCACCCCUGUCAAUCUCCCACUUACAGCGGCCAACUCGAGUGAACGUCCCUCAGCCAGGGAGUCAGCCUCUUCUCACUUGUCCUCAGUCGGGGAGCAGAAACCCUCUUUGGCGCCACCUCAGCCUCCCAACACAGACAGGCCUCUCUUAGACGCCCCAAGAACUCUGGCUGCCUUGUCUGUAGCAGCCCCCAAGGCUUUGAACGGCCUUGCCGAGUCCGGGACUGAACUGGAGACAGCGGCCCAUGAGCCUUCUCUUAUGCCCCCUGCUGCACUCCAGCCCCAGGCCUCUAGUCCUGCUUACCGAGAAGCCUCCUCUGAAACUUUGCCUUCUGACAUAAGGCCACAGGUUCCCAUUGCUGCUGCGCUGGCCCCUAUGGCUCCUGUGGCUGUGGUGCCAGUUACCCUGAGCUCAAGCCCUGCCCCAGCUUUGCCCAUCAUGCUUCCCCCUGGCCUUCCGCCUCUAGUGCAGGCCACGACAGAGGCUGACGAGCCGAGCAAAUCCAUAGACACUGAAGACCUUGUACCCAAAGCAGGGAGGGAGGCACAAGGUGGCAUUACUGACAGCAAGACAGAGUCCCAGCAUCAAGCACUCAUCAGGAAUAGCACCACAACAGUAAAUCAGACGGCUUCUGCGAUACCAAAGACCUGGAGGAAACCAAAUGAAGGGAUCUCUGCUGGAGACGCACCUCAAAAGGAGGAUGAGGACAAGCCAAUGUCAGUGGAUCAACCUGCUGGAGACCAGGCCCUGCAGGCAGCUCCAUUGAGCAACAGCCCUGUGCCCCUAGCCACAGUCUUCACAUCCACCCCCUGCUCCUUGUGGCCCAGAGGCUGACGGGCUUCGGCCCCAGAAGAGAGCAGUGAGGCUGAGAUGGAGUCCAGCAGGCGGGCCGGCCACACCUCAGACGGAGGCAGCGACUUGGCGGAGCCACCUGGGGACAGGAGGAAUUCCACAGCUCCACAGGAUAUAGAAGACCUGGCUGAUCCCAGUGGGACGCGUCAGUAUGACAGGGCCUUCCUGUUGGACUUCCAGUUCACGCCUGCCUCCACACAGAAGCCUGAGGGACACCCUGUAAUCCCUGGCGUGGUGCUAGACCAGAUGAACCAAAACAAGUUGCCAUCUCGAGUCGUGGAUUCUCGGGUGAUUUCGAGAGGACCUGAUUUCACACCUGCCUCUGCAGAUUUUGGCAGACAGAAGAAAGGACAGAAAAGGCUUAUAAACAUUGGGGUGCGGGGACCACCACCCAGGAGGAUCAUCAACCUGUUUAUGCUCGACAAUGUUCAGCUGAAGAAAUCGAAGAAUGCCUGGAAACCAAGCAUGAAGAGGAAAAGCCUCCCAGCGGAAUUAGAGUCACAGAGAACACAGCCCCGAAGGCUGACGAGCUUCGCCGCCCGGAAGGACGGUGAGGCUGAGAUGGAGCCCAUGAGCAGCCAUGCACUCGACAGCCACACCUCAGGCAGGCGGAGCCACCCCUGGGGACAGGAGAAUUCCACAGGAGCUCCACAGGAUAGAAAGGACCUGUUCAGAAAGGUCCGCCAGUAUCCUGAACAAUGGCAGCCUGAGAACUUCAACCAGCUGAUGAAGCAGGUGACAGACCGGACCAUCGACAGGAAGGAAGCGCUCAAAAGGAGUCGUGACGCAAUUCCUCAGAUGGAUCAUUAUUUCAACUACUUGAAAAAAAUCGCCAAACACAGCAAGACAUCGUAUCGGAUACGAUUCAUGUUACAGGACAUCAUAGACCUGAGAUUGAAGAGAAGAGUACAGCAGCUACUUCUCUCCAACGACACCAAGAGACAGCCAGAACUAUCACGCACAGCAGACCUCAACCAGUUCUCAGCGCUGCAGUCCCCCCCCUCCCCUCAACCCUCCACCACUCCUCCAAAGAACCCAGACCUCCAGUUUAUUCAGGCGGACGCCCCCAGCUCAGAGGCGACUCUGACCAAAAGAAUCUGGACUCCCGAGGAGCUGAGACGACAGCUGGAGAGACUCCUGCUGGAGGACAAGGCCAGUGACGAGCAGAUCUUCGACUGGGUGGAGGAGAACCUGGAUGAAUCUCAGAUGAGCUCCUCUCCCUUCCUGAGGGCGUUGAUGACGGCUGUCGGUAAGGCAGCAGUGAAAGACCUCCCUCCGGAUGUUCUUGACUCUGUGCGGCUGAGGCGUCAUCUCCGGAGCGCGUUCUACAAGUGGGGAGGCAGGCAAGGGAGCCCGGCCGAGAAGCUGAGUAAGGCGUAG